GACAUCAGCUGAGAUAAGACACACACACACACACACACACACACACACACACACACUCUUCAUGUGUGGACGUCUCUCCGGCCGGCGAGGUGAUAUUUAUGUGUAUUUAUGUAUAUUUAUAUAUAUAUAAAUAGACCCGGAGACGCUGCUUGCCUCCGUUCACCGGGAACAAGCGACUCGUGGCUCGUUUCCUCUCGGCUCUCUUCGCGGUCAUGAGGAGCGGAGCUGAAGUUUCAGCCCUCUGGCUCUAAUAGCUGCUCUUCGGGGUUGUUGUUUUUUUGUUUUUCUCCUUGUUUUUGGAUUGGUUUUUUUCUUUCUUUUUCUCCCCCUUCGCAAAAAGGAUGGUGCUGGACAAGGAGGAGAGCGUGUCCCUCGUGUCCCUCCAGUCCAGGGAGAAGCCGCGGGGCUGCGCCGGCUGCAACGGGAGGAUCCGGGACCGCUUCAUGCUGCAGGCCCUGGACCGGUACUGGCACGAGGACUGUCUGAAGUGCACCUGCUGCGACUGCCGCCUGGGCCGGGUGGGCUCCACCCUCUACACCCGGGCCAACCUCAUCCUCUGCCGCAGGGACUACCUGAGGCUCUUCGGGGUGACGGGGAACUGCGCGGCCUGCAGUAAGCUGAUCCCGGCCUUUGAGAUGGUGAUGAGAGCCAGAGACAACGUCUACCAUUUAGACUGCUUCGCCUGUCAGCUCUGCCGCCAGAGAUUUUGCGUGGGAGACAAGUUUUUCCUCAAGAACAACAUGAUCCUGUGCCAGCUGGACUACGAAGGAGGCCAUCUCAACGGCGGCGGCUCGGAGAGGCAGCCGCAGUGAGAGAUCGUCAUGACGACUGUGAGCCGGUUGGACCUUCAGUGAAACUCACCGAGUCACGUUUCUGAACCAGCGGAGCCGAGGCCGACGGGACGUAUCGGCCGAGGUGGAACUCUUUUAUGACGGAGCUGCGCAGAAAAUAUCCUGAAAAAAACUCACAACACGGGUUGGACGGAACCGGAGAACCUCCCAAAACCUCCCAGAACCUACCAUGACCUUCCAGAACUUGAAACCCAAUCCUGGACGGGACGGAAAAUACUGAAGUUUGUCAAAUCGGUUAUUAACUGAAUUUUUUUUUGCAAAUCACGGUUUGAGGACUCCGAGGGACCGGACGACGCUUUAAAAAACUCUACGUGGAUUUUUUGUUUUCCACUCGGAUCUGGAGCUCUUUUUGUCUGUUUGUUUGUUUGUUUCUUGACUAAUUAAAACUGAAUUUUAAUUUCA
Messenger RNA from Pseudoliparis swirei, 1253 nucleotides. Its product is annotated as rhombotin-1-like. Gene Ontology annotation, biological process: positive regulation of transcription by RNA polymerase II. The record is from RefSeq and is a predicted model, not a curated record. Gene Ontology annotation, cellular component: nucleus. Bases 342 to 812 code for a protein of 156 amino acids. The transcript has 5 exons. Gene Ontology annotation, molecular function: transcription coactivator activity; DNA-binding transcription factor binding. Lineage: Eukaryota; Metazoa; Chordata; Actinopteri; Perciformes; Liparidae.